AUGAGGCCCACGCGUGCCGCCCGUGAGACCUCACGGUACUUUGACGCCACGUCCUCGCCCUCGCUGCCGCGCCGUUCGACGCGCUCCACACGCGCCAAUCUCGCACGGUUCGCGUACAACGGGACAAACGGAGCAAAUGGCCGCGAUGAUACCUCCGACCACGAAGAAGGCAGCCCCGAGGUGAAGCUGGGCUCGGAUAUCGAGGACGCCGUUCAGCCUGCCACCGCCACACGCAAGCGGAAGCGUCCCGGGCCGAUCGCUGCUGCUACGACUGCCGCUUUGCCACGACCGACCCCAAGACGGAACUCGCCCCGGUUUGUAAAACCGGAGGUCAAGUUGGAAGAGAUCAAAUCCGAAGACGAGGCGGAAGAAAAGAAGGACAUCAAACCCGAAGACCGGGACUCCGAUGCGGCACCGGCCCCCCGAGCCCGCGGCCGAGUCCGCAAACCCGCCCGUCGCGUAACCGACGCCGCGACAGGCACCGUCAAAACCGAGCCGCCCUCCGACUGGGAAGAGAUCUACGGGCUGGUCAAGCAGAUGCGUCUCACGGGCCCCGCAGCCAACGCCGCGGUGGACACGAUGGGGUGUGAGCGGCUGGCGCGGCCCGACGCGAGCGCCCGCGACCGACGGUUUCACACGCUUGUCGCGCUGAUGCUGUCAAGCCAGACGAAGGAUACGGUCAAUGCCGAGGCUAUGGCGCGGUUGCAGACAGAGCUGCCGCCGUACGAGCCGGGGAAGCCGGCGGGGUUGAAUCUGGAGAAUAUGUUGGCUGUUGAACCGGCCGUGUUGAAUGAGUUGAUUGGGAAGGUGGGGUUUCAUAAUAAUAAGACGAAAUACCUCAAACAAACAGCCCUCCUCCUCCAAUCCCAAUUCGACUCCGACAUCCCCCCCACCAUCGAAGGCCUGACCUCUCUCCCCGGCGUUGGCCCCAAGAUGGCCCACCUCUGCAUGUCGGCCACCCACGGCUGGAACACCACGCUCGGUAUCGGCGUCGACGUCCACGUACACCGCAUCACGAAUCUUUGGGGAUGGAACGGCGCCAAUCCCUCGCGCAACCCGGAGGAAACACGCCAUGCCCUCGAAUCGUGGCUGCCGCGCGAUAAGUGGAAGGAGAUCAACUGGUUGCUUGUCGGGCUGGGCCAGACGGUGUGUUUGCCCAUAGGUAGGAAAUGUGGGGAUUGUGAAGUGGGAUUGAAGGGAUUGUGCAAGAGUGCUGAGAGGGGGAAGGUUUUGGCGGGGCGGAAGAAGAGGGAGGAAAGGGGGGUUGUGAAGAAGGAAGAGGUUGUGGACGUCGAGGAGGUGGUUUGGGAAAAUGGAGUCAAAGGGGAGGAGGAAGAGGAGGAUAUCAAGGUACUGAAGAAGGAAGAGGAGGAUGUGGAAAUGGAACUGGAAGGACCUGCCCCGGAACCUAUCCCACCACCUCCUGCGUCCGAAAACCCUAGGAUCAAAGAGGAGCCGAUCGAUGUCGACAUGGCCGACGCAGAAGAACCCAGCUCGCACCCAGCACCACCCGUCAAAUCGGAGCCCGGGCCUACGGUGCUCAAGCAAGAGCCAACUCCAGUGAAAUCGGAAGAGGACGACAUCCAAAUGCAACUGGCCCAGACAAUGGCAGAACGCGCGGGGAGUGCAGAUCAGCCUAUCCCCAGUAUUGAGAAGGAUAUAGCCGUCAAGAAAGAGGAGGAGGAGGAACGCAAGCUACCCCGGUCUCGCCCUACGAGAAGCGCGCCUCUAGAAAUAAAAGAGGAAGCGGAAACGGGGCAGCAGGUAAAGAGGGAGAGCGGUGGAGAGGAGUCAUCAGAACCAGCCGUCGCUACGGUCGUGAAACAAGAACCUCGGCCGGCUAGAACCACUCGCCGGAGAGUGCAAGUGAAAAGGGAAGAGAACGAGGCAUCGGCCCAAAGAGGUCGUCAUCGGAACGAAACUACUGUCACCGAGGCGAGCCCCGCUGUCAAAUUGGAGUCAGAAACAAGGGAAACAAACGGAGUCCACCCUCCUGUCAAGACUGAGAAUUCGAUACCCCCCAAAGAGGAGGCAGAAGCAGUGAAGCAAGAGACAGGCGUUACGGUAUCGGCAGGUCAGGGUGUCAAAAGGGAGGAAGAGAUGGAGAUUGGAAUACGGCGCGUUGUCAAGGCGAAGAGUCCGAGUGUGAAACUGGAACGAAACUGA
Messenger RNA from Dichotomopilus funicola, 2166 nucleotides. RefSeq names its product putative endonuclease III. Gene Ontology annotation, biological process: base-excision repair, AP site formation; base-excision repair; nucleotide-excision repair. Gene Ontology annotation, molecular function: oxidized pyrimidine nucleobase lesion DNA N-glycosylase activity; DNA-(apurinic or apyrimidinic site) endonuclease activity; DNA binding. The transcript has 2 exons. Bases 1 to 2166 code for a protein of 721 amino acids. The record is from RefSeq and is a predicted model, not a curated record. Gene Ontology annotation, cellular component: nucleus. Lineage: Eukaryota; Fungi; Ascomycota; Sordariomycetes; Sordariales; Chaetomiaceae.